Molecule: messenger RNA, 1014 nt
Organism: Sphaerodactylus townsendi
Lineage: Eukaryota; Metazoa; Chordata; Lepidosauria; Squamata; Sphaerodactylidae
Gene: PTS
Product: 6-pyruvoyltetrahydropterin synthase
Exons: 6
Coding region: 44-505 (153 amino acids)
Biological process (GO): tetrahydrobiopterin biosynthetic process
Cellular component (GO): mitochondrion
Molecular function (GO): 6-pyruvoyltetrahydropterin synthase activity
Source: RefSeq, a predicted model, not a curated record
UGCGCAUUGUAGUCGCAGGGAGAAACUUUGGGCUGGCGCUGCUAUGGCGCCGCCUGAAGGUCGCGACGGGCCUAGCUGCCUGGCCAGGGUCUCCCGCCGCCUCUGCUUCAGCGCCUCCCACCGGCUGCACAGUAAAUCACUGAGUGAUGAAGAAAACCGGAAACUUUUUGGGAAGUGUAAUAACCCCAACGGGCAUGGCCAUAAUUAUAAAGUGGAAGUAACUGUGCGGGGAAAGAUCGAUCCAGUGACAGGAAUGGUGAUCAACCUCACAGAUUUAAAAGACUACAUGCAGGAAGCUAUCAUGGAUCCUCUUGACCACAAAAAUUUGGAUAAGGAUGUCCCGUACUUUGCUGAUGUUGUAAGCACCACGGAGAACGUUGCUGUGUUCAUCUGGGAAAAUCUCCAGAAACAUCUCCCGAAGGGGACUCUUUAUAAAGUCAAAGUGUACGAGACAGACAAGAACAUUGUUGUCUACAAGGGAGAGGAGACUCUUCCGAAGAAGUAACGGGGUUUCGUGUCUCAGUGCCUUAAUCUGUCCUUGGAGAAGGAACCUACCCAGUGGAUUGAUGAACUUCAUCAGAUAAGUGUUGCUGCGUGGAUAAUUUUUUUUCAAAAUAUAAUUUAAGAGAAUGAUAGUAUUUUGGCUAGAAGUGGCUCCCUGACGCAGCUCUGUGCUUUGGGGAUUCGUUGUUCUCUUGAUGGCUCUUCACUGAAACAUUCCAUUUCUUGAAGAUGCAAAUUCUCCGUCACAUCAUAUCUGUUAAACGCACGGGGGUACGAGAAAAUUUUUUAAUUUCCGGUCAAGAUUCAGACAAAGUACAGUGUCUACGCUUCAGAUCUUACUUCUGUUGUGAUGUCAUUAAGAGGCCUGCCUUAAGCCGCUCUCUGAUAUUUCCCCACCGUCUAAAUUAUGGAGAUAAUAUUGCCCUAUUUAACAGGAUUGUUAUAAGAACUGCAGAGAUAAUGUAUGCAAAAUCUAUAAAUCUAACAAAUAAAAUAAAUAAAUAAAUAAAA